AUGGAUGAUCGUUUGCAAAUCCACAGUGAUAGCACCUCUCCAACGACGUCAUACGGUGGUGUACUACCAAGGGAUACAACUGGAUCUGCAAUACAGUCACUCACAAACGGAUCUCCUAUUAAUGAUGGAACUAGAAAACCUGACAAAGCGCCACUUAUGCCAGAUCGAGAUACAAGAUUAAACAGUGGAACUUCACAAAUGUAUACCGAGGAACGACCUUAUCUUAGCAAGUUUUUUUUUCAAAAGCAAUCAAAUUCUGUGGAUUUCGUAAAUGCUGGUAAACCAAAUGGGUUAUCCACACUUUCUGGUGUAUUUGCACCUGUGGCUAUUUCUAUGUUUAGCGUUUUGCUAUUUCUUCGGAUGGGUUUUGUUGUUGGUCAGUUGGGUUUCCUCCAAACUAUUGCGCAAUUAUUCCUUGCAUAUACAAUCGUUAUGUUGACCGUUCUUUCACUUUGUGCUAUUUCUUCAAAUGGCGCUAUCGAAGGCGGUGGAGUUUACUAUAUGAUAAGCAGAUCAUUAGGACCAGAGUUUGGUGGCGCCAUUGGAUUGCUGUUUUAUACCGCCAAUGUUUUUUCUUGCGCCUUAUAUGUAUCUGGAUUUACCGAAGCUUUAUUAAGCAAUAUUGGUGAAGAGAGUUCACCUUCUAGCGCCAGCUGGAAAUUUCUGUGUUGUGUAUUUGUCUCCUUUAUUCUGCUACUUUUAUGCCUUCUUGGAGCUGGAUUGUUUGCUAAAACAGCAUUUAUUACAUUCAUUGUUAUCUCUAUUUGCUAUGUUACAUUUUUGUUAUCAGUUAUUAUAGUUGCACCAUUCAAUGUUCCAAUACCAAAAACAAAUGAAAUUGCUUAUAUGGUUCCAUCAAAUUUGUCAGACCCGUCUUCUGAGAAGGUACCCGACUUCAAUCAGACAUUGAAAGCAUCUUAUACAGGAUUCAGGUUCGCAACUCUGAUUAGCAAUAUGAUGACAAAUUACACGUUUGAUUACACAACGUCGAAGCCUACUGAUUUUGCUGUGAUGUUUGCAAUUAUAUUCAGCGGUAUUACUGGAUUGAUGGCUGGCGCAAAUAUGUCAGGUGAAUUGGCUAGUCCAUGCGUUUCCAUUCCAUAUGGCACUGUACAGGCCGUUUUUGUUACGUUAAUCGUAUACAUUACUACGGCAUUUUUUACUGCUGCUACAUGUAGUCGUGAAUUACUUCAGUCGAAUUAUUCGGUUAUGAUGAAUGUGAACAUUUCGCCGUUGUGUAUUCUUAUUGGUAUAUUUUCGACAACAUUUUUCUCAUCUAUGAGUAAUAUGAUUGGUGCAUCCCGUGUUUUGAACCGCGUUGCACACGAUAAGCUCUUUGGCUACUUGCUUCAUCCGGCGAAAAUCGAAGUCGGUGGUGGUAACCCCGUGGCGUCGGUGAUCAUCUCAUGGAUUUGCGUUGUGUUAGUUUUCUUGAUUGGUGCGAUGAAUAGGAUUGCCAAACUAACAUCUAUCUUUUUCUUGCUAUCAUAUAUGGGCGUUAAUAUUGCUUGCUUAGCACUGGAAUUAACAAGCGCUCCAAAUUUCCGGCCAACUUUUAAAUAUUUUACAUGGCAUACUUGUGCAGUCGGUGUUAUAAGUACUAUUAUAAUGAUGUUAGUCAUUGAUGCUGCUAUGAGUGCCAUUGGCGUCAUCGUACUUUUGAUCUUGAUUAUAAUUCUGCAUUAUCAAGCCCCAGCAGGAUCUUGGGGAUCUAUAUCUCAAGCUUUGAUCUACCAUCAAGUACGGAAGUAUCUUCUUCUUCUUGAUGUCCGCAAAGAACAUGUAAAGUACUGGCGGCCACAAAUACUCCUUCUGGUUAGUCGUCCCGCAAGCGUUUGUCCGCUAAUGGACUUCAUCAACGAUUUGAAAAAAAGUGGCUUAUAUGUAAUUGGUCAUGUGCAAAAAGGUAGCAUGGAUGAUGGUAGUCCAAAUUUGGAUCCGUUGCAUGAGGUAUUCCCAUAUUGGUUAUCUUUAGUUGAUUAUUUGAAACUAAAGGCUUUCGUUGAGUUAACCAUUUCGAAGUCAGUGCGUGAAGGUAUUCAACAGUUAAUGCGUUUAUCUGGUUUGGGAGCCAUGAAACCGAACACCGUUGUCUUGGGUUUUCAUGAAAAAUUUCCAACAGAAAAUACCCUUGCUGAAUCUUGUCUUCUGAAAGAUCUUAGAUUUUCUCGUAUCGAUCGAGCUGCUGUUGUCGAAUAUUUUACCGCCUCAGAUUAUAUGCCACGCGAGCCCAACAGUUCGCAUGAACGUUUGGAUAGUGAGGAAUAUGUACGCAUUUUGAAUGAUGUAAUUCAUAUCAACAAAAAUUUGUGUGUUGCUCGCUAUUUUAAUCAUCUAGAUAAAGAUGUCCCAAGAGGAUGGAAUGGUCAAAAAAAAUUCAUUGACGUUUGGCCAGUAUUCAUACAAAAACCUGGUGAAACGGGGCUUGGCUGGAGUAACAGUUCUCUUUUCUUACUUCAAAUGGCUUGCAUACUAUCGAUGAGUACUCGGUGGCGUUCGUUAUCAGUUCUGCGCGUUUUUAUCUGUGUUAAUAGCCUACAAGACAUGCAGAGGCGUGAGCGACAACUGAAGCAAAUGCUGGCACAUCUUCGAAUAAAUGCGAAAUCAUUGGUGACACCAUGGGAUCAUGUUGUUUGCCAUCUUGAUAGUGACAAUCCAUCAGCUCCAUUAAGGGAAUCAGUUGAUUUACCGUUGCCUUAUUUGACAGCUCUGAAUGAUUUGAUUAAAAAGAACAGUGGUGACGCAGCUGUGUGCUUGUUGAAUUUGCCAACUCCACCAAAAGACAUUUCACGAAGUGAGCAAUAUUUGGAAGUAAUAAGGCACUUGACUGAUGGUUUACCACCAACACUGUUGGUACAUGGCUUGUCGUCAGUUAUAUCGACGGCGCUAUAA
Molecule: messenger RNA, 2892 nt
Organism: Cercopithifilaria johnstoni
Lineage: Eukaryota; Metazoa; Nematoda; Chromadorea; Rhabditida; Onchocercidae
Source: the annotation of a GenBank genome assembly